AUGUUAAGCAUCGGUGGACAACCGCCCCAACAACAAUAUACUGAGGAGCAAAAGCAACAAUGGUACCAAUACUAUCAGCAACAGCAGCAGCUACAACAUCAACAAUUGCAACAGCAACAACAACAGCAGCAGCAGCAGUACUACAACCAAAUGCAGAUGGGCUAUGUCCAACAACAACCCGUACAGGCACAGACCGGUUACUACCCCCAGGCGCAGUACGGCUACCAGCAAACCCCGGCUCAGAAUAUGAAUCACUACGGGCAGUAUAUUCAAUACCCGCAACAACCGUCAAACGCAGCCCCUUUGCAACCGGGUAUGCAAUGGGUGGUCGACAAGGUCACGAACCAAUGGGUACAGGCACCUUUGGAUAUAGCACAACCCUCGGCUAGAGAGAGUUUAGCGCCUCCAGGUGUGAUCCCGUCUCCGCCUGAAGAAGCACCUGCACCUCCACCCCCGCCGAGCGGACCGCCUCCCGGCAUAGCACCGGCAGGGCCACCCCCUGUAGGGCCACCGCCAAAAGAAUCUCCACUGGCUGGCCCAUCGCAAGAAUCACAGCAAGUCUUUACUGGGCCUCCUCCUCAGGCGCAACAACCAGCGGCACCUCCAGCACCGGAAGCGGCGCCAGCCUGGGCACCAACGUUAGAGCCAUUUGUAAACCGAUGCUUUAUGGGACUUUCGGAUGAGCAGGCAGGGCUGAUGGACAAGUAUCUUGCAAAGUUGCUCGAGAUACACAAAGACGAUGCAUCCUAUCAAUGGUCGAAUGAGAUUGUGCCGACCACCACAGACCUCGAGCGAAUGGAGCGCACUGGGGUGUGGCAGCUGCCUAAACAGGAAAAUGCCAAGACCUCUUUUACAAUUGCUGGUAACAGAGACAAACGGCGUAAGGUGAAUAUAUCUGCUGUAUCUGUUGCUCUAUCUGUUGCUCAUUUUAAAUAG
This is a messenger RNA of Sphaeroforma arctica JP610, 936 nucleotides long. RefSeq lists its product as hypothetical. Lineage: Eukaryota; Ichthyosporea; Ichthyophonida. The transcript is spliced from 8 exons. The record is from RefSeq and is a predicted model, not a curated record. Bases 1 to 936 code for a protein of 311 amino acids.